Molecule: messenger RNA, 1931 nt
Organism: Arabidopsis lyrata subsp. lyrata
Lineage: Eukaryota; Viridiplantae; Streptophyta; Magnoliopsida; Brassicales; Brassicaceae
Product: CTL-like protein DDB_G0274487
Exons: 7
Coding region: 310-1776 (488 amino acids)
Biological process (GO): transmembrane transport
Cellular component (GO): membrane
Molecular function (GO): transmembrane transporter activity
Source: RefSeq, a predicted model, not a curated record
GGAGGGAGAAAGUGUGGUCUGAAAACGACCACUGCAAAAACUAUCUUCGCUUGUUAUCCAAUAAAAAGAAAGAAGACGAAGAAGAAGAAGAACCGCUCUGACAAAACUUCUUUGCCUCACUCUCUCCUCUGAUCAUUUUUCAUAUCUUGACUCUCAUAAACCCUUUCUUUGAUUCACGUUUUCCUUUUCUUUUAUCUCUCAUUGACUAUUCGCCCUCGUAUCUCUCUCUCUCAACUCUUGUGAUAUUUAUUCAAAGAUGCUUCCAUGAAAUUUGGUUCUGCUCAGUGAAUCUUCUCUUCUUACUCCAUCAUGAGUGACUCCACUAACAGCGUCUCUCCUUCCUCUGAUUACGCCUCCAUCUCCUCCGGCGACCAGAGUCUUCAGCGGAGUCGAAGGAGUGGAGAUGGAAACCGAGCCAUUGUCCGUGAGUCUCGCCACUGGCAUGAUGUAUUCUGGUCAGCUAUCUUUGUGAUCCACAUGAUUUGUUUGGGAUUUGUGCUCGCCGUGCUUGGACUCAAUAGGUUUAGAAUAUCAGAUAGGUUAAACAUCGAUAGGUACACUCAAGGGUUCUUGGAGAAUCAUAAAGGUCUGACUGAGGAUUACUGGCCUCUCUAUGCUGUUGCUGGUGGGAUUGGAGUCUUUAUCAGUUGGGUUUGGUCAUUGCUGCUUGGCUCUUACGCCAAUGAGAUGAUGAAAGUUUCGGUUCACAUCUUGACAACCUAUCUAGCUGUAGUUAGUGUACUGUGUUUCUGGUGCAGACAGUUCUUUUGGGGCGGUGCAUUCGCUGUUGGAGCUCUGUUACAGUUCUUGUAUGUUAUUUCAGUUAUAGACAGACUUCCCUUCACGAUGCUUGUUCUGCGGAAAGCGCUGAAAUUAGUUUGGGGACUUCCUAAGGUGAUAAUGGUGGCACAUGCUUUCACAGUAGUAAUGCUUUUGUGGAUGUCUCUAUGGUCUUUUGGAGCAGCUGGUGUUGUGGCAUCGAGCAUGGGUGAUGAGGGACGAUGGUGGCUUCUUGUGGUUCUUUCGGUUAGCUUAUUCUGGACAGGCGCUGUGCUAUGUAACACUGUCCAUGUUAUAGUUUCUGGGAUGGUGUUUCAUGUUCUCUUUCACUGUGGUCAAGAAGAGUCAUCAUCGGUACCUCCUAGCUCUUUGAUAGACUCACUUAGGUAUGCAGUGACAACAUCAUUUGGGAGCAUAUGUUACGGGUCACUCUUCACUGCUGCCAUUAGAACACUUCGCUGGGAGAUAAGGGGAUUCCGGUCCAAGAUUUGUGGAAACGAAUGUCUACUUUGCUGUGUUGAUUUCCUGUUUCAUCUAGUUGAAACUCUAGUCCGGUUUUUUAACAAGUAUGCAUACGUCCAGAUUGCGGUGUAUGGAAAAGGAUUUAACAAAUCAGCAAGAGACGCGUGGGAAUUGUUUCAGUCGACAGGUGUAGAGGCACUUGUUGCAUAUGACUGCUCUGGUGCUGUACUUCUGAUGGGAACCAUCUUUGGAGGACUCAUCACAGGCUCUUGCAUUGGUAUAUGGGCUUGGAUCAAGUACAGUGACCGAGUUAUAAUGGUUGCAUCUACGGCUAUGUUGAUGGGAAUGGUUCUUGUGGGUUUAGGAAUGGUGGUAGUGGAGAGCGCGGUGACGUCAAUAUACAUAUGUUUUGCUGAAGAUCCUUUGUUGAUUCAAAGAUGGGAUGCUGAUUUCUACACUGAGAUGUCUGAGGUGCUUCAUCGCCGUCUCCAACAUCGUAGCUCUCGAGCCCGUGAAGUUUCGACUACCGCUUGAUUAGCCCAUGCCUCUUGGAAAAUAGGAGAUAUAACUGUAGAAUAUUAUGCUAUUAGAGGGUGCUAAAAGCGGCCUAACCCGUCUGGCUAGAACUAUUUUGUCAAAUGAUUUAUGCUUUCCAUUUGCUAAAAUCUAAUAUAUUGAUUUUGUGUUUA